Molecule: messenger RNA, 1354 nt
Organism: Xenopus laevis (African clawed frog)
Lineage: Eukaryota; Metazoa; Chordata; Amphibia; Anura; Pipidae
Gene: prokr1l.2 .L
Product: prokineticin receptor 1-like
Exons: 1
Coding region: 273-722 (149 amino acids)
Source: RefSeq, a predicted model, not a curated record
AUCGUGUAUGGAGGAGGGGUGCGGCCGGCUGCACGUCCCGCACCAGGGCCCGUUCCCCUCUAGUUAUGUUACUGUGGUUUUCUAGUAGACUAAACGUAUCAAGAUCCAAAAUAUGGAAAGAUCUGUUAUCCUGAAAACUACAGGUCCAGAGCAUUCUGGAUAACAGGUCCCAUACCUGUACUUUAAUAUGGUUAAUGAGGGUUAACUGCUUUACAGAUAUCCCUGUUUGACAUUAUAUAACUGUCUGUCUAAUGUGUUUAGUAUAACAGGACAUGGGGAGAAUGGAAACCAGGAGACCGGUCAGUUCUUCAGCCUCCUCUGAAGCAGCUGAUUUUUGGAAUCAUAGCUUUGAAUACAACUAUUUCAUCUACGAAGAAGAGGGACCAGAAACAGGUGGAAAAGUUAUUUUCAUAGCCAGGCUCUUCAUUGGUGUGAUCCUGGCAUGUGUAAUGCUCAUCUGUGGGUUUGGAAAUCUCAUCUUCAUCCUCACCUUGGCUAUGAAGAAAAAGCUACAUAGUGUCACUAACAUUCUCAUUGGCAAUCUGGCUGUGUCUGAUCUGCUUGUGGCUGUUGUUUGCUGCCCAUUUGAAAUGGAUUAUUAUGUGAUACGUGAGCAGUCAUGGACUUUUGGCCAUGUGAUUUGUUCGUCUGUCAGCUACUUGAGGAUGGUGUCUCUCUACGUCUCUACCAAUGCCCUCUUGGCAAUUGCUGUAGAUAGGUAGGUGAAAGCUUGAGGUUACUAUAGCAAUAAAUAUUAUAUGAAUGGGACUGCUAUACUGAAUAUGCCAUUUUGUGAAUUAUAAGAAUAUUAUCACCUCACCUACUAUGUUAUCUGACUAUGUUUGAGCAAUCUACGACCAUAUACUGUAAAAGUGACUUGCCCAGGCAAAAGAAAAUUGUCCAGGUUCACCUCCUCUGCACAACCAGUGAUCUUCCUACAAAAUCCAAGUCUUUCUGCUAUUCAUACUCCUAAUCUCAACCUAUCUGCCCCCAGUCUCUUCCACCCUCAGUCUCCUUGCUCCUCAUACUCCCACCUUCAAAAUGUCUCUGUCCCCCAGUAUUGUUCCUCCAUCUCCUACACAUUGGUGUCUCUUACUCCCAGUCCCCAGUGGUCUUCUUCAUUUUCCAGCAGUCCUUCUUCAUACCCAAUAUUACAGACAGUCUCUCAGUUGCCAGAACUCCAACUUCACAGUAGUCUUUCCAUUCCAUCAGCAUCUAUUUGCCCCAGCAGCUAAUUCAACUGGUCACUUCACACAUGGAGUUGAUUAUGGCCACAACAUGCACAUAACGUGUGAACAGUGACAAGCAGAUUACAAUCAUUACAGUCAUCUCAAGGCUCACAACUAUGUAGCAG